UUUAUUUGUGAUAGCCUAUAAUUGAAAAGAAUCCAAGUUGUCAACAGGGUGAAUGGGUAAACAAAUUAUGCUACAUUCAUAUAAAGGAAUUCUACUCAGCAAUAAAAAUGAAUGAGUUCCUGAUUCAUACAUCAGCAUGACUGAAUCCCAGAAACAUUGCAUUAAGCCAAAGAGGCUAUACAUAAAAGACUGCAUAGUGUAGAUCACCAUCUUUAUUAUUUAUUAUAUAUAUCUUUAUUAGGAAAUGUAAACCUAGUCUUUCAUGACAAAUGGCAUAUUAGCUGUUACUUGGGGGCACAGGGUGGGAGGUUAAUUGAGAAAAGGUGAAGUGGUUUAUUACUUUAUUAUUACUGGAUGUGUGUGUGGAUAGAAAUAUCCUAUACCUUGAUUGCGAAGGUGGUUCUGCAGGUGAACAAAUUUGUCAAAAUCCACUGCAAUGUACACUUAAAAUUGGGACAUUGAUUGCAUGUAAAUAAUAUCUUAAAAAACCAGAAAUGUAUUCCUGCAGGGAGAGACUAUUAGUAUAGAAUAGAAAUGCACUAGAAUAUAGAGCCUACGAAUAGAUCCCUAUGCAUAUGGGAGUGAAAGAAGGGAGGGCAGAACUAAUCAGCGAGGAAGCAAUACACACUGCAGGAGGAUCAGCUCUCUAAAUGGAAAAAAGGUCGGAUGAACUCCUCGUCUCAAAUCAUGCACAAAAGUCAAGUUCAAGCGGGUUAAAGGCCCCGGGGUGGAAGGGACCUUGGGGAUCGGCCAGUGGAAAAGGAAGACUUGGUCGCCAUCGGCCCGAAGCGCAUAGCGCUUCUUCCAAGACCAUAGAGCUAAACUAGAACGAUUAUAAACAAACAAACAAGUCCCUUUCCGCCCCUCCAAACUAGCACCCUUAGACUAGAACAAACUCUAUCUGGGAAAACCAGCGAGCGACUUCGCGCGGAGGAGCCGGCGAGACCCCACCGUUUCCGUCCGGCGCCCGCCGCGCCUGCGCACUCCGCGCUGAUUGCCGGCAGGAGGAACGUACGAACCUCGGGACAGUGGUGGGCGCGGAGGAUCCUUUGGGUUGUCGCUCCCGGAAGUUCGUCCCGGAACCUGGACUCCUCCCCCUUGGCUCUGCCGGGCCCUGGGCGCCUCCUGUGGGACCUGCUGGCCCUUGAGUGGGGCUGCCAGAGAUGCGUCCAACCUGGGCCCAGGCCGAGUGGAGGGGGCGACCUGUGGGGUGAUCAGCCUGCUGACCGCCAGCAGCACUUGCGUCGCAGCUGCCCGACCCCCCAGCCCCCCGGACCCACUUGGUCUCAUGGAGCCUCGAGGCGAGAAGUCGGGAGAGGCCGACGGGGUGCACGUGACGCCCCAGCUGCUCAAGGCGCGCUCGGGCGAGUUCUCCCUGGAGUCCAUCCUGCUGCUCAAGCUGCGGGGCCUGGGGCUGGUGGACCUGGGCUGCCUGGGGGACUGCCUGGGCCUCGAGUGGCUGGACCUGUCGGGCAACGCACUCACCCAGCUGGGCCCGCUGGCCUCCCUGCGGCAGCUGGCUGUGCUCAAUGUGGCCGACAACCGGCUGACGGGCCUGGAGCCCCUGGCCGCCUGCGAGAACCUGCAGCGUCUCAACGCCGCGGGCAACCUGCUGGCCGGGCCCGCGCAGCUGCAGUGCCUGGCGGGGCUGCGGGGUCUGGAGCGCCUGCGGCUCCGAGACCCCUUGGCUCGGCUCAGCAACCCGCUGUGUGCCAGCCCCUGCUACUGGGCCUCAGUGCGCGAGCUGCUGCCCGGCCUGAAGGUCCUCGACGGCGAGCGUGUGAGCGGGCGCGGCAGUGACUUCUACCAGCUGUGCCGGGACCUCGACAGCUCCUUGCGCCCCGGCCCUGGCACCCCUGGCCCCCGGCUGGUGGAGGCCCAGCCCUGGGUGGAGCCCAGCUACUGGGAGGCCUGGCCCCCACGCAGUAGCUCCAUCCUGGAGGAGGCCUGCCGCCAGUUCCAGGACACGGUGCAGGAGUGCCGCGACCUGGACCGCCAGGCCCGGGACAGCCUGGCCCAGGCGGAGCGGGUGCUCGGCCCCGCGGGUGCUGCCGCCGCCUCCUUCGUCUUCUGAAGGCGCCCCGGGGCGCUUGGUGGCCUUCCUGCUUGUCUGGACGGUUUUGUCCAGCUGCUCGCUGCCCUUCAAGGAAAACUCUCCAGCUGUCUAUCAGAGACAUACCUCCCUCGGGUCAUCCCCAAGCAGCCAGCUCAGCAUGAGGCUGUCCUGCCACCUACGCAGUGCGCCUGGGAGGAGGUCCCUGGCCCCUUCCGUGGCCACAGCUGCUGCUCCUCCCGGCUGCAUGAGCCUGAGGCUCGGGGGAAGAAAGUGGCUUGGUCCUAAGGCUGCAGGUGGGCAAGGCGGGGAAGGCCACUGAGGGCAAUGCUGAGCUCGGCCAGCCGGCCGUGGAAGCUGCAUUUAUCCACCUUCCAGGUUCUCCUAUCUGGUGACUCUCUGCUGUGUCCCUCGAUCCUGGGUCUCCCUGGAACCUCCACUGUCCCCAUUCCCACCCAUGCUCAUCCCUAUUAAAUUAUGUUUUAAUUUGUA
Dama dama (fallow deer) is the source of this 2545-nucleotide messenger RNA. RefSeq names its product leucine rich repeat containing 61 (gene LRRC61). The coding region runs from base 1289 to 2074 and encodes 261 amino acids. Gene Ontology annotation, cellular component: cytoplasm. The transcript is spliced from 2 exons. Gene Ontology annotation, biological process: outer dynein arm assembly. The record is from RefSeq and is a predicted model, not a curated record. NCBI's taxonomy places the organism in Eukaryota, Metazoa, Chordata, Mammalia, Artiodactyla, Cervidae. Gene Ontology annotation, molecular function: protein binding.